Messenger RNA from Brassica napus (rape), 3845 nucleotides. Its product is annotated as agamous-like MADS-box protein AGL62. The transcript has 2 exons. Gene Ontology annotation, molecular function: RNA polymerase II cis-regulatory region sequence-specific DNA binding; protein dimerization activity; DNA-binding transcription factor activity, RNA polymerase II-specific. NCBI's taxonomy places the organism in Eukaryota, Viridiplantae, Streptophyta, Magnoliopsida, Brassicales, Brassicaceae. The record is from RefSeq and is a predicted model, not a curated record. Gene Ontology annotation, biological process: positive regulation of transcription by RNA polymerase II. Bases 630 to 1649 code for a protein of 339 amino acids.
AAGCAAUAAUUAUACAAUAUUUUAACAAUCAUAUAGGUAAAGAAUAAUUAUAAAUCUUAAAAAGAAUAAUUAUAUGAUAUAAUAUUAACUUGAGUAUACCGGUGUGGUUUGCAGAUUCUACAUGAGUCUGUUUAUGUUGCUGACAAAAAAAAAAUCAACUUUUAUAUGUAAGGUUUGUAAUUAAUAGUAUUACCAAGAACCAACAUUAUUUUAUCUUUACAAUAUAUAUAUAUAUAUAUAUAAUUGUGUAUAUAAGUAUAUAUAAUAAUUUAAAUAUGGAUAUAGUGAUAUACACCGGAUCAGAUCGGAUAUUCGUUUUAAAAUUUUUAGUAUUUUUAGUUGAUUCGUUUUUAGCGGGUAUUGCAUAUUAGUAUUUGUUUUGCUUGUACAGUUACGAAAGUAUAAUUUUUCUGAAUCGAAUCAAAAUAAAUAAUGAAUCGAAUCAAAAUUUACAGAUAUUUUUCUCACCGAUACAUGCCACACUCGAUCCAAUCCUACAUCGGUCAAUGUGCGAUACAUGUAUUCCGCAGAUUUUGAUGCACUGUAACAUGUUAAAUAACAACGUUGCAAAAUAUCAUAAAUUUUAUACCAAUUUUGAUAGAAUAUAAAGAUUUUAUUUUGUUACUUACAUGGUAAAAAUAAAUUCGAAACUAAAAGAUAAUAAACUAAAAAUAAAUUUAUUCAAAACCACUCAAAAUGCUAACGGUUGGUAUUAUAUAGUAUUCAACUAUAAAUACAAGACAGUCUUUCGCCUCUUAACACCAAAUCAUUUUCAGUCUUUUCCCAGAUCCGCAAAAAUGGUGAGAAAAAGUAAAGGUCGUCAAAAGAUAGAGAUGGUCAAAAUGAAAAAUGAAAAUAAUCUUCAGGUUACUUUCUCAAAAAGAAGAACUGGUCUUUUCAAAAAAGCUAGUGAGCUUUGCACGCUUUGUGGUGCUGAAAUUGUUGUUAUUGUAUUUUCGCCUGGCAAAAAAGUUUUUUCUUUUGGUCAUCCAAAUGUUGACUGUGUAAUUGAUCGCUUCGCAAACAUUAAUCCACCAAAUCCUCGUCAACACACCGACAUGCAACUUAGUGAAGCCCGUCGAAAUGCAAUUGUUCGAGAUCUCAACAAUCAUCUCACUCAAGUAACAGAAGAAUUCGAAAUUGAGAAAAAGAGGACUGAAGACUUAAAGCAAAAGAGGAAAAACAGUAACAUGCCUGAGAAUUGGUGGGAAGAACCUAUAGAAGAGUUGAACUUAAGCCAGCUCACUGAAUUCAAAUGUGGUUUGGAAAAGUUGAGAAAAACAGUGACUACUGAAGCCUCCAAGAAUUUUCAAGCAAUUGUUCCGCGUCAUAACUUCUAUGGUGGAAGUUCAAAUAAUUCUACUUUUGGGAUUUGUGAUGAUCAUGCAGGUAAUAUCGACACCGAUUUAGAUCUGUAUAAUCAUCAAAGAAUGGUGGCAAGGAACACAUUCGCUUGCAAUCUCAAUAACAUGAUGGUUCCUUAUCAUAUUACAACACCAUUUGGGAAUAUUGGUAAUAGUAAUAUUAUUGAAGGGUUCACUCCAGAAUACAAUCAAAACCCAAACAAAUUAUGUUUUAAGCAAGAACACAUGUCUGAGUGUGACCACCAUUCAGCUCAUCCUCCUCGUUUCGGACAUGGUUACUAUUAAUUUUUGUUCUUUUUGCAAUAAACACAAUGUUUUAUUUAUUGUUUUUGUUUUGUUGUUAUUUAUACAUUUGGGAUGGCGUUAGUUUGGAAAUUAUUACUGCCAAUGUUUCCCUUUCAAACUUGUUGAACACAAUUUUAGUUUGUUGGUUUUUUUUAAAUUUCAAAAAAAUUCAAAUUUAUAAUACUUUUUUUCCAACUUCUGUUAUGAAAUAUAUGUCAUAUGUAUAUUCUUACACUUCUCUGAAAUUUUUUAUAUUUGCAAUAUGUUUACACAUAAGAUAAUAAUAUGUUUGAGAUGAGCUUGUUGAAAGAAAAAACAUCAUAUGAAAUUAUGAAUACGGUUCUAGAAUGAUCAAUUAUAGAUUUAUAGGACCUUGGUGGAAAACUAAAAAUAUAACCUAAAUAUUGUGUUAGUAAAGGAGUAAGAAAAGAGAGUAAAAUGCUUAAAAGGAUGCAACUCUUAAUCAUUAAUGGUACAAAUGAGCUAUUAUAGAUAAGUAAAAUUAUCUUUAUAGUGAUGUAUAAACAUGUUUACAGAGUCUAUAUGAGUCUGUAAAUGUUUGUUGUCAAAAAAAAAAGUGAUGUAUAAACACAUUCAGUGUGGUUUAGUUAUAAUGUCUACACUCAACCACAUAACAACAAAAUGAUUAUUAAUUAAAAAUUUUGAUUUUUUUUACUCCAUAUUUGUAUUCUAAAUCUCUAAUGGGAACAAUAAUAACACAAGUCUCUUUCCAGAAAUUAACACAUCAGUUUUUUUAGCUUUGUGGAACUACAUCGUCAAUAAAUGAAAAAAAAAAGAAAAAAUCAUCAAAACAUUUCAUUUCUAUACAUCACUUUUAAUUUAUACACGUUAACUCUCAAGUUACCCUCACUAUCUAAUUUCUUCUAAUGCAAACCUCUUCGGAUCUCUCAGAUUUAUUCACUUCAUCAUUUUCAAGAAAUCGUUCCAGCACAUUCAUCAUUAAAUUUAUAAAAUAGAACAUUCUAAGGACAUUCCCUCUGGAUAAAUUGGACUGAUGUCUCGUAUUGCUUGGAUAUAUGUGAAAGUCGUUUAACAAAUCUGGAGGGCGGUUCCGCAAGUUGAGGAAGGUUCACGGUGGAUGAGGAUCUAACCCAUGAGAGAUUCAGGUUCAUAUUUCGAUGUAAGGCUUGAGAGAUAAACAGUGGUUCCGGCAAGAUAUUAGCGACUGGUCAUAUUUGUGAUCCGUUAAGCGAACAAGCCAAGAUUAAUCAGUGGUAGUUCGACGAGAGAACCAAAACCGUAACCGGUAAAAGCCGUGAUUUUGUUGAGGUAUGCAAGUCGUGACUAUUAUGCCUGUGAGGAUUGGUUCCCUCACCCUCUUUCAUGUGCCAUAUUUGCCACAAACUCUUCUUUAGACCGGAUCGAAGGUUGAUCCAACUCCGUCGGCGAGAUCUUGGCGAUGAGGUGAAGGCGUGGUGAACCCGGUAGCUGAGCUAGAGGGUAUCUCUCUGUCAUAAACUCAGAAUUAGUGAUCUUCAUUGGUAUCAUGUUAUUUUAUCCAAAUUUAGUUUCAUUUUCCGGUUUUCAGUUCUCUGUCUUAAUGUAAUUUUUUACAUAAAAUACUGAUAGGCCAUGGAUUUUACUCGCUUUUAGCCAUGAUCUAUAAGUGUUUUAAUAAUUAUUUACUACUAUAUAGAGUCUAUUUAGAGUAUUUACAGGUUCAUGGACGAUUUGGAGGAAAGUGGUGACUUUGGUGUCUUUUGGAGUCUUUUCGAUGUGCAGAACUGCACAGACGCGUCAGAUGUCUAGCUAUGGAUGGAGACCUUCCCACCGUUAAAUUGAGCCCAUAUUUUGACACAAGAUAUAUAUUUGAGUUAUCUUUCCAAUGCCUCCGGUUUUAGGUCAAUCAGCAUUCUGUAGUAGACGUUAUGCUCGUUUUACUGAAGAAUGGUCAGUCUGCCUCGCGAGAGGAAACUGUCGAGGAGAUGAAGGACCGUCGAUCGAUGAAACAUCAUUGGUGUCAGUCGACGGUGAUCCCAAAAUAUGGGCUGAGCGUAUUUUAUGACCGCUGAAGCCCAGAAGCAACCAUAAAUUACCAUAAUACCUUUGGACGACCUAAAACUCUAUUUAGGUGUUUUCUAAGCCAUUGUUGACGGCUACACUUAUUAUUAUUCAUUGUUCUUAGUUAGGAGAGAAAGGAAGAACUCCUUCAGAGUCUUCCUGGAACUCCUUUGG